AUAUUCACAUAACAGCCAAAGUGGUGAGAGACCGUGGGAGGCAAAGUAGCCAUUGCUAUAUCACCUCUAAAACACCUAUAUGGCCUACUAGCCCCAUCAAGAACAACAUGGAUACCAUUUUCUUUCAUAACCCCAUGAAAUGAUUCUACUUCUAAGCUCUUCUUCUUGAUGCUUGUAUAUAAAUACAUAUAUAUGUACUUCUCUCUAGAAACAAGCUUCAGUGUCAGAGCUCACUUAUAGCACCACCAUCUAAGUCAGGCUAGAUCUUCAUAAUGGGGAAAAAAAAUCCUGUCAAUAAAACAUUAUUGAUGCACACAAGAAAAUAAAUCAAGAAAAGGGGGAAAACUUCUGGUCUGACCUUGUGUGUCUUCUCUGUGAUUGAUCAAAAUCUUCCCUUCUACUUCCACAACUGUCAAUUGAUCUAAGAAAAUGUGUCUCUCAAAUCUUCCAGCCUCAUCUGAAGGAGUAAUCUGUGUGGUUGUGAUGAACACUGCCUUAUCAAUCUCCAUUUUCAAAGGGAUAGUCCGGUCGGUCCUUCACAUUGUUGACAACCGCUUAGCACCCUUCUCCUCAUCAUCAUCUUCAAUCCUCUUUCCAGAUUACAGUGACACCGAAUCAUUGGAAUUUCCUUUACAUUCAUCAGACGAUUGCGUUAGGGAGCUCCGAAGCAGGAGGCCUGCAAAACGAUUUGAUGCAGUGUCUAGCUGUAAACAGCCUCAAAAUGACUGCCCAGUUUGCUUGACUCAAUUCAAGCCAGACUCGGAGAUAAAUUGCUUAUCCUGUGGCCAUGUUUUUCAUAAGGCGUGCUUGGAGAAGUGGUUGGAUUAUCGGAAAGUUACUUGUCCGCUUUGCAGGUCUCCUGUGAUGCCUGAAGAAGAGGAUACAUCUUGCUCUUGGUAAGCAUAUACAAGAAGUUUGCUCGUCUCAAGAAAUGUUCACGUGCAGCGUGUUGUGUCCACUUGGUGUUUUGCAAGAGAUUAAGUUCAUUAUGGGUCCUUAAGAGACCACAAAAUUUUAUUAUAUAUUGUGCAAGGUUUAUAAUGUUCUUGCAUCUAUCCAACUAUGGUUUCCAACCCUAUCCUUUUUAAUCAUCAUUUGCAGAUUCCGUCUC
Hevea brasiliensis (rubber tree) is the source of this 1111-nucleotide messenger RNA. RefSeq names its product probable E3 ubiquitin-protein ligase XERICO. Gene Ontology annotation, molecular function: zinc ion binding. The record is from RefSeq and is a predicted model, not a curated record. NCBI's taxonomy places the organism in Eukaryota, Viridiplantae, Streptophyta, Magnoliopsida, Malpighiales, Euphorbiaceae. The transcript is spliced from 3 exons. The coding region runs from base 430 to 900 and encodes 156 amino acids.